Molecule: messenger RNA, 444 nt
Organism: Striga asiatica
Lineage: Eukaryota; Viridiplantae; Streptophyta; Magnoliopsida; Lamiales; Orobanchaceae
Source: the annotation of a GenBank genome assembly
AUGGCAGGUAUCAUUCACAAGAUCGUAGAGAGGCUCCGCAUUGACGGCCACAAGGAAGGCGAUAAACACGAUGAGCACCAGGCGGAUCGCGACCACGGCCUGCUCUGGGAGGGGCUCAUCGAGGACAAGUCCACGGCGAUGGCGGCGAGUAUAGCAAAGACGGUGAGUUUUAGUGCCAGCAGCAGAACAUGGAUGGGAAACUUAGUAACAUGGCAAUGCCGUCCUUGUGCAGAGAGAGCAUGGCUUCUGUUGGUACUCAAUUCUGUUGGUGGAAUAUGUGGCCUCGAGCCUCGUGGAGAAGGAUUUUUGUUUAGGAAGGUAACAUCGCUUGUGAAAGGAGUGAAAAGGAGUGGAGGUAGGGUAGCUCGUGAAUUUCGGAUUUUGCUUUCUAGGGACUUGAGGGAGAUGUUUAUGGGUUGGGACCGUUGGGGGCUGGAAAUUAGA